CCUCAUUCUUAUUGAAUUGCUGAUCCUUGUUCCUUGAAAGGUUCAAAAAAUCUAAAAUACUUAUAAUUUCCUUAUUUUUUUGAAGUUUUGGAACAAUAAAAUUCAUUACUCAAGAAUUGACCUCGUCUGAAAUUUAGAAUAAUGUAAUUAUGGAUGAUAAUUAUAAUUAUACCAGGAUAACUAUAAUGCAAAACAGUCUCAAAUCCAAUGGUAUUCCACACUGUUCCAAAGAUGCCCUUACGGAUGUGUUUGGAUGGUUUUUACAAGUCCUUUUAGCAUCUUUAGCCUUCACAUGCCUGAUUGCUAAGAGAUUUUGUGAACCAUAUGCAGAAAGGAGAUCAUGGCUUAUAUGGUUUUAUGACACUUCGAAGCAAGGAAUGGGUGCAAUAGCUAUUCAUUUAGCAAAUGUUUGGAUUGCAGGACAAUAUAAAGGGGACCCAUGUACUUGGUACUUGAUCAACUUCUUAUUGGAUUCCUCUUUAGGACUCUUAAUUAUUUUCAUUGGUAUUAGACUGAGCCAGUACUUAGCAAAAAAUCCAGGAUGGGAAGCUAUUCAUUUUGGUGAAUAUGGAAAACCCCCCUCUUCAAAUGCAUGGAUGACUCAGUGUUGUCUGUAUGUUUGCCUCAUGAUAAUUGUGAAAAUUUCCAUCACAUUAUUCAUGCAGCUAGACUUCUGGGAUAAUGUUACAGACUUCAUCUUGUUCCCCAUACCUGAUACUAGAGUCAAAGUUGCCUUUGUGAUGCUCAUUGUUCCGUUUUUUGUAAAUAUGCUGAUGUUUUGGGUAACAGACAAUUUCUUAAUGUUGAAAGCACCAUCCAAAAGGAGGAGAAUUAGUUCUGAAGAGAGCCUGUUAAAAAGGGUGCAUAUCAAGUAUAGGUCCAUUAAAAAGAAACAAAAAAUCCACAAAGAUGAUAUGGAAAAUGUUAGUUCUGAUGAUGAUGAACUGUUGGGUACAGAAAGUGUGCCAGUCACAAGGGCAAUAUUAUCUUGAUCACUGCUGAAGUUUCCAGAUUUUUCUUCCAACAAACAUUAUCAUUCCAGACAUUUUGGACCAGAAUCAAUGCUAAUGAAUUCACCUAAUUAUUUUUAUUUCUACUUUUUGAUUAAGGGCCCAAGAAAAAAAAAUGUUGAUAAUAAGAACAGAAAAAUUGAACUAUUUAUAUCCAUAUCUAUCUAUUGUUCUUUUU
Phaedon cochleariae (mustard beetle) is the source of this 1188-nucleotide messenger RNA. Lineage: Eukaryota; Metazoa; Arthropoda; Insecta; Coleoptera; Chrysomelidae. The record is from the annotation of a GenBank genome assembly.